CGCCCCUUCUCUCUAUGCUUCGAAGUCUCCGGGGCCGGCAGAGAACAUGUCGUCUACUCCGCCGGUCCUCUCCUCACCAUCUUUGGCUCUCUCUUAAACACGCUACCGAAUCCCAAUUGUUGCCACCCUUACAGUCCCCAACACAACCACCAUGGAAUCCAUAUUGACAGAUCUGCCAAAAACCCUCAUUUUGGCAAGAAAAAUGGCAUGUUUGGCCUUCAAUCUCUGCUGAUGCGUCUUAAGGCAAGCAUUGUUCUAGCAAUAUGACUCUUCGAGAGAUGAAAUGAUCCGAAUGGGAGGACCCGCUAACCCUAUACUACACCAAUGAAACGUUUAGUUUCACAAAUCCCCAAACUACAUUUGAGCAGAGAAGCAUAAAAAUUUAGGGUUUUACGAUCAGAGGUUCAACCAUGUCGGACUAUCUACCUCAAGAAACCCUGGUCGACAUCUUCACAAGACUACCCAUCAAGACUCUCCUGCAAAUCAGGUGCGUUUGCAAAACAUGGUACGCUCUAAUCAACAGCCCUAUUUUCAUCACCACACACAUCAAUCGAGCAAUUGCAAACACCACCACUCCAUUACUACUCCUCAGGUAUCAUUCUGGGUAUGGCAGAGAAGAAGAGCACUACUCGGUACAUUGCGAUGACGAAACAUUUGAUGAGUGCUUGACACUUGAUUGUCCUAUUGAUUGCUACCACCUGUACCAAUACUAUUAUUACCGCAUAGUGGGUUCAUGUAAUGGUUUAAUUUGCUUGUCCGAUGAUUUAUUCGCCAUGAGUGUAGAAGAGUUUACAAAUGUUAUCAUUCUGUGGAACCCAGCCGUUCGAAAGUCCGUCAGACUUCCGAUGCCCCGUUUUACAUACGACUCACAUGGUCUACACGGGUUUGUUCUUGCGUUUGGGUUCGAUUCUCGGACUAAUGACUACAAGGUUGUGAGAAUUGUUCAUCUUCACGAUUCGUUUGAUUUUGUAGUUCGGCCCGAGGUUGAUGUUUAUGAGCUUAGCACAGGUGUGUGGAGAAGCAGUGGUUCUGCUGCUCCUCCAUAUUACACGAAUAUGGGUCAUUGGUCACAUGUUUUUGUGAAUGGGGCUUCACAUUGGGUCGCAUUUGAGCCGGGCGUGGAACAAAAUAGGAAUUUGAUUUUGUCAUUUGAUAUGGGUAGUGAGGUUUUCAUCGAAAUGAUACUUCCGGAUAGUGUUGCUAAUGUCUGUAAGCUGAAUUUGUCCAUUGCACUUUUUGGGGAAUCUCUCUCUCUGUUCCAUUAUGAUGAUAAUAUUUGGAGUACUGAUAAGAGUUGUUGCAUAUGGGUGAUGAAAGAAUAUGGUGUAGAGGGUUCGUGGACUAAAUUGUUCACAGUUGAUCUAGGAGGAAUAAACAAGGUUUUGGGAUUUAGAAAAACAGGUGAAGUUCUAGUGGAAAAGAGUGAUGGAGAGCUGGUUUCAUAUGAUCCCAAGAGUGAAGAUGAGGUUGAAAUUGGAAUCUGUAGCUAUAAAUCCUCGCUUCACUUGGAUACUUACAUGGAAAGCCUAGUUUUACUCUGAGGAAAUAAUGAAGUACUAAUGGGAAGAGCAUGUAACAGUAAUGCCCUUACUGAAAAUUUUGGAGAAGAGGAUGGAGUUAAGGUACUUCGCAAUAUUUGGACUUCUUGUCUUGAUUUUUGUUGUUUUAUCCUUGGAUACAUGAGAUGAGAUUGACCUUGCUAUGUUUAAACUUAAAAACUCAACUUUGCACCACAGCAUGUUUCAUCCAGCAAAAGUUGUUGCCAUUGUUAAGCAUGUAAGGGGUAGUCUUUUGUUCUUUUAACAUCUACAUCUGUAGAAAUGUAUAGGGUUGUGCGGUGUUCAUUUUCAGAUUCUCCAAUGUUGUAAAUGUUAGAUGCUCUUGGUAUUUUUCAUAUAUUUCACCGGCGUUGCUCUUUUAUCUGAAUCAAUGUUUGCGAAAGUAGUUUGAAAAGCUCAAAUUGACUCACCAAAGUCUUUCCCAAUUAUUCAGGCUAUGUAAUUAGCUCAAAUUAACCCAAUGUUUGCAUAAGUUAAAUGAUUUCUUUUUUGUCAUUCUGCUCUAAAGUUUUUGGUACCAUUCUCAGCAUGACGAGGAAUAGCACUUCUCAAUACGUUGCCUGUCAUUGGCCAGGCGUUUUGUGAACCUCAAAACUCAACCCUGCGCCAUGUGCCCUUUGCAUUGUGUCUCCAUCUUUUCGUUUCAUUCACAAACACGCACUCACACACACACAGAUGCACAGGCCAAGUAACUCAUUAGUGGCAUUCUUGUUAUUGAUAUUUAUCCAAUACCUCGUGUGGAAAAGACGGUCGAGUUAAAAUUUGCACUUUGUUGGAGUCAAUUAGCUUUAUUUUGGGAAAAAAUGCAUCAAUUCUGUUUAUGUUUGCACUUAGCAUAAUCUCUGACCAUCAGUAGCUGAUGUUUUGCUUAAUAUGUCAUAUGGAUUACAAAUUAUUAUGUGUAUUAUUUUCGUUUUAGGUCGAAUUUGUUGAUUCUUGGAUAGGCAAAUAUCAAAUGGGCUACAAAGCAUGGGUGUUUUGUAUUGAUUGAGCAAAGAUGAGUUGAAAUUGUAUAGCGGUAUCUGAAAAUAUUUAUAUUAUUUUCGUUAUCGGUGUUUUGAUGAAUAUAACAUAUAAUCAUCUCGUGCUGCUCUUCCAUGCUAUUUCCUCCCCUCAGUUUGGAUUUCAAUGCUCAAAAUUUCUCCUCAGUUUAAGGUAUUUGCAUUGAUUCACAUAACAUCCUUAGCAUGUAUUGGUAGAAUAAUCAAGUAACAAUGUUUUGUAGUUCAAUGUUUAUUAUUUAUUUAUUUAUCUAUCCAGGUGCUGUGUCAUUGAUAAUGGUUACUAAUUCUAUUUGAAAAUCUGAUUUAACAACUUUAUUGCCCCUUGUACUAUACUGUAUUAAUUUUCUUAUGAUUUAGUUAUCAUUGCUAUAUUCUUGGUACCUGAUGAUGACAUUUCUUACAUAAAGUUGGCUAUUUGUCUCCAAUCUACUCUGCUUGUUGGACCUUCAAUUAUAGUUGUAUUUGAUUUCUUUCUUGGAUUUUAAUUUGUACCGCAGAUGACUAGAAAUAAACUGCUGUUGCCACUCGCAGCAUGAAUAAGAGCAUAUUCUUGGCUUCGCAUCCGGUGGAGUUUGAUUUCAGAUUUUAUUUUUUAUUUUUUAAAUAACAUGACAAUUAACAAAGAGUGAGAAUAGAAGUACAAUUAAGGUACAUUAAUCAAGAUUCAAAUAGCAUGAGAUUUAAAUGGUACAUCAUUACUUGCAAAAAUUAUAGUAAAGAAAAAUUAAAAAAUACAAAAUAUAAACAUCAAGUAUAUAAAAUUACAGUGAAACUUUAAAUAAAAAGAAGACAAAAAGAAGAAGGUAAUAACACAUACAUUAUACAUGGUGCAAAAAGAAGAAUCUUAAGAAGAGGGGAAAAAAAAUAUCAAUAGUGUUAUAACCCAGUGAUAUUUCAUCUACGUUUCAAAGUGAAAGAAGAGAGUUUAAGUCCCAUAAAGGCAAAUUGUUACCCAUCAAUGCAUGGGGUUCUUCGACUCAUCAUUACUCUAGAUGGUGAAGAUGUUAUUGACUAUGAACCAAUAUUGAGUUUCCUGCCAAUUUUUUUAUUUUUAAAAAUAAAAUAAAGAAGAAGAAGAAGAAGUAGAAAUAUAAGAAAAGAAAAAUGAGAGAACUUUGGAGGGAGAAAAAAAAAAAAGAUUUGAAGAAGGAAUCAAAGAAAUUUGAAGAGCAAAAUUAGCUAUUAAAAAAAAGAGAGUAAAAUUAGAGAUAUUUUUUAAAGGCAAGGCCUCGUCCCUCAUUAUUCAUCAUAGUUGUGUUUACUCAUAAGUAUUAUGACAAAUUCCAAGAACCGCACUCACUCCAUUCAAGCACACUUUUUGUUCAUAUUGGGUUCAAACCCUUUCUCUCAUUUUUAUGGAUGGAGAAGUUAUAACACUGGGUUAGAUAACUUAGAUUAGUAGAUGCAAAAAAAUUUACCGAAGGCACUAAUCACUGGCUAUCGAGACAUCUGCCGUUAAGGUAUGUUUAAUCAAUGAAAAUCUAACAAAUCAUUUUGAUGGAGUAAUUUUUAGCAGUUUUUAUUUUUUAUAUUUUAAAUACUAGGAUUAAUUUUAUUAUAUGAUAGAAUUUUUAUUAGUUGGACAUAUCGAUGACAAGCCAUCGAUGACAUGGUUUGCUGACUCUCCCAAUAUAUUCUCUCAAUUGGGGUAUUGAACUUUUUUUGAAAUCUUUAUCGCAUGUUGUUUGGAGAGGUCAAAAAUGAUUUUAGAUUUAAUAGACUCUAGAGAGUUGAAUAAGGUUCCAGAGUAUUUGCAUAUAGAGUUAGACUAUGUUCAGCUGUAUGAAAUUGUUGAGUCAUGUUGAAAUAGAAUUUUUUUUUUUUUUAAAGAAACCUCUCCAGAUUGUUGCCUCAAAUCUUUUUUAAAAUUACUUACAAAUUUACUAUUUGAUUUGAAGUUUGAUUAAAUGAUUUUUAAUAUUGAAUAAUAUUUAAUAACUUCAUCAAAAUUGUGUGCGACAUUUAAGAUUUGUCUUGUACGCAUUUUGUUUUUAGUGUUUUUAUUUUUGUUGGGUAUUGUAGUAAUGAACCGUGGAAAAAAUAUAUUUGGUAAAAAUUAUUUUGUUUUGCACAAUACCAAAAUGUUUCGUGAAUAGUUGUCAAAAAUUGAAGCAUCAAUUUGAUGUUUUGAUAUGUUUUCGCAUCAUAACGAUAUUGUAAUAGUGAUAAACAAUAUUCUCUUAAAUGAUAUUUUUAAACUACCUAUUAUGUUUUUCAAACGUAUAAAAUCUUUUUAUCAAAUAUAUUUUCAUGAAAUGAAUUUUACCGAAUAUGUUUCGGAUCACUAUUUAAAAUAAUUUAAAUAAAACACUUAGUUCUCUUUUGGGGGAAACAACACAGUUGACAAACAGCCCAACAACACAGUUGACAAACAGCCCAACAACACAGUCGCCAAACAGCCCAACAAACAAAUCCGAACCGGUGUUCUCACCGUGAAGAUCCGGAUGUGAGAGCACUAUUAAAACGCCACCAACUCUAAAGUUGCAAACGAUUAGACUACACAUUAAGCGGAUUUUUGGUUCUCAAAUUUGAGGGUUUUGACGAUCAGAUGAGACGGUAACGAUGUCCUUCUUCGACGUGCUACCUCAAGAACUCUUCAAAUAUAUCUGCACAAAAUUACCGAUCAAGACCAUCGUGCUCAUCAGAUGCGUUCGCAAAUCAUGGAACGCAGUAAUCAAGAACCCUAAAUUCAUCACAGAACACAUCAAUCGAACUAUUGCGGACAAGAAGACUCAAUUGCGACUGCUCAGUUUGUAGAGUGGUGGGAAUGGAAAUAUGCUAGGGCCUAGGAGCAAGUAUGAGAAGAUUGAUAAAGAAAGAAAGAGUAGCACAGCUAUUUUGUAGUUGAUUGAUCUUAUUCCCUAUCAUAGUUUGCAGAGUUGUUGGAAUGGGAAUAUGCUAGUAGCAGGAAUGAGAAGAUGGAUGAAGGAUGAAAGAGUAGCAGCAGCUAUUUUUGUAGUUGAUGAUCUUAUUCCCUUCAUAGGUAGGGAUGUAAUUACAUUUCCCUUUUUGUAUUCUUUUCAGAUUUUUAGGGCUUACUUGGUGUAUACUUGUUAUUAGAAUUUCAUUUUGGUGAAUGACUUGAGUCCAAGCAAAACUUUUCUAAGGGAUAUACGAUUCGGCAUCUUUGUCUUGCAAGUUUAUUGAAUUUUAACUGACAUGAAUAGACCUCUGAUUUCUUCUUGCAUUAUGUUGAAUCCUUACAAUUGUGUUGUAUGAUCUUCAUUUCUUAACAAUGUCUAAACUUAAUUUGAAUAUUUUUGUAUAGACUUCUGGAGAAUGCUUUAACUAAUUACUUCAACCCAUUUUUCUGUCGAGAUACUCUCUAAGAAGAUGAUAGUGCAUCCACUCUUGGGGGAUGUGAGAAGAGUAGUUGUAGAGUUGUCGAUCAGGAUGAGCAGAAUUGCCAAAUGUGAGAUGGAAGCUGUAGUUUUUUAUUUUUUUAUUUUUUUUAUUUUUUUUAUUUUUAUUUUUUAUUUUUUAUUUUUUAUUUUUAUUUAAUUGCUUUGUCAUUGGAAAGGACCUGUGCUGUACCCAAUUUUUUUUUUUUUCCUUUCUAGAUUACUGUACCAAUUCUUUGGCACACAUAUCUGAAAUCUCUUUUGACUAAUUGCCUGCCUUGCGACGCUUGGUAAGCACAGGAAUUAGACUGAAAUAGCUCGAAUAUCCCUGGUUUCGGGUUGAUACCCCGACCUCUCUCUUCGAUAAUCUCCUGGGAAAUCUGAUUUUACCACUUGUUGCUUCUUUCACUAUAUUGAUUUUCUUAUAUUUUAGUUAUCGCUGCUGUUGUAUUGGUACCUGAUGUCAUUUCUUAAAUAAAGUUGGCUAUUUGUCCCCAAUCUACUGUUUGUUGGACCUUCAGUUAUAGUUGUCUUUGAUUUUUGUUUCUUGGAUCUUAAUUUUAACUGCAAAUGACUUGAAAUAAACUGUUGUUGCCACUAAAAACACAAAUAAGUGCGCGUUGUUGCCUUUGCCUCUGAUGGAGUUUUAUAUCAGAUAUUAUUUGGCUUCUGUGUUGUUCACGGAAAGUAUAGUGGAUCGAGAAUGUAAAUUUAUUUUGAAUGUAGAUUUACCUCAUAAUAGUGGUUUCAUGUAAUGGGUUAAUUUGCUUGUCCGACGGAUGAUUUAUUUUUGUCUAAUGGUUUGGAUAAUAUACAAACAUUAUCCUCUAUGGAACCCAGGAAUUCAAAAGUCCGUGAGACUUCCGAUGCCCCAUAUUACAUACAAAUCACAUGGUCUAUACAUGUUUGGUCUUGCUUAGGUUGGGUUCGAUUCUGGGGCUAAUGCUAUGAAGUUGUGAGAAUUGUUUAUCUUCACAACUUGUUUGAUUAUGAACUUCCGCCCGAGGUUGAUGUUUAUGAACUUAGCACACGUCUGUGGAGAAUGAUCGGUUAUGCUGCUCAUCUGUAUCACAUGAUUCUACAUCAUUGAUUGCAUGUUUUUUGUAAAUGGGGCUUCACAUUGAGUCGCAUUUGAGCAGGGCCUGGAAAAAAUCGGUAUUUGAUUUUGUCAUUUGAUAUCAAUAAUGAACACAAUCAAUAAGUGAAAAGAGCAACCCACAUCAAAAAAGAAAGGAAAAAAAAAAAAUGAAA
This is a messenger RNA of Cornus florida, 7155 nucleotides long. Its product is annotated as F-box/kelch-repeat protein At3g06240-like. The transcript has 3 exons. The record is from RefSeq and is a predicted model, not a curated record. Lineage: Eukaryota; Viridiplantae; Streptophyta; Magnoliopsida; Cornales; Cornaceae. Gene Ontology annotation, molecular function: protein binding. The coding region runs from base 411 to 1541 and encodes 376 amino acids.